Melampsora larici-populina 98AG31 is the source of this 402-nucleotide messenger RNA. RefSeq lists its product as uncharacterized. The transcript is spliced from 5 exons. The record is from RefSeq and is a predicted model, not a curated record. The coding region runs from base 1 to 402 and encodes 133 amino acids. Gene Ontology annotation, biological process: intracellular signal transduction. Gene Ontology annotation, molecular function: protein serine/threonine kinase activator activity. NCBI's taxonomy places the organism in Eukaryota, Fungi, Basidiomycota, Pucciniomycetes, Pucciniales, Melampsoraceae.
AUGUUGAGUGUCAAAGAAUGUUUACCAUGUCAUAAACUCAUGGUCUUGGCCUUUCUUGAAGACUAUGAUCAAGUCACAAAGCAACAAUCAAUUGACUUAUUAGACAAAAUUUUAACAGGCAGAUCAAAUUAUAAUGUGAUGAAUGAAUAUAUGUCCAGUGAAAAUAACUUGAAAAGCAUGAUUAAUCUCUUGAAAGAUAAGUCUAAAUAUAUCCAAUUCAACCAUUUCAUGUCUUCGAGUUUGUUGACCCAUCAUUUACCAAGAUAUACACAAGCAUGUAGGAGAUUAUUGGCAGAAUGUAAAACAACUCUCAAGUUAGUAGGAGAUGAAUUAGCUUCACUUGAUGCAUUUGAAUUUGCAUACACCGGCAAUCUCUCAAAAGAUAAAUCUAAAAACAUUUAA